Molecule: messenger RNA, 1691 nt
Organism: Anoplophora glabripennis (Asian longhorned beetle)
Lineage: Eukaryota; Metazoa; Arthropoda; Insecta; Coleoptera; Cerambycidae
Gene: S
Product: protein Star
Exons: 5
Coding region: 465-1412 (315 amino acids)
Source: RefSeq, a predicted model, not a curated record
UGAUUUAUUACUUUGCAUCAAAUACGAUCGUACUAUAGUAUUGUACAAGCCAACUUGGCCGACUUGCAAUCAGAAAUUUACCAAAGAAAAUUAAUUCCGGUUGAUCAGAAUACUAUCUUUAUCCUUGUUAUACUUAUGGUUUUAGAAAGAGAGAAUAGUGAGAAUACAACGAAUAAAUGAUCACUACGAGCAGACUGCAGAACGAAUUAAUUUUCGUAAACUCCUGUGGUUACGACGUUACGUUUGUUUGUUGUAAGUUCGUGUUUAUGUUCCUGUGAAGUUAUACUAAUUUUUUUUAUAUACCUACCAAAUAUUGAUUUCUUCUAUGUUUUGUGAUUGAUUUUCAUAAAUAUAGAAAUUCUUAUAAUGUAGUUAUACAAAAGAUUAUAAAAGGGACUGAUUUCACGAGUUAUUUCUACCUGAGGUGUUAAAAGUUUCACAGGACCUAGUUUAAACAUUUACUAAUGAUGACUAUAUCAGGACAGUGUCAAAAUGGCUCUACAGUACACAGCAACAGCACAGAAAUACCUCAUUCAUCUACAAAAGUUUGUAGUCUUGAACCAAUAUCUGGUGUAACAAAGAAACUUCUGCCUUUGGCAGCCUUUUUCAUGGCUUUUACCACAGUUAUGACGGUUUUGAUUAUAUACAUGGAAAAUACUGCUAUGAGGCACUACCAGUUUAGAGUUAACAUGAGUCAGGAUUAUGAGCUUCUUGGAGUUUCACAGGACAAUCCCCAAUUAGUUACAUAUAUUAGGGAAGUUCAUUUAGCUCCUGCUAUUGAACCACAUCAUAAGCCAUUAGAAUCAGAAAAUUCAGUUUCGAAAGAUACCGCAUACGUUUUAAAACUUCUUAAAAACAAGAGGGAUGGAACAUUUGUUGAAUCUGGUGCUUAUAGUGAUGGAAAGACAUCAAAGACUGAAUGGUUAGAAGAGAAAUUAAAUUGGCGUGGACUCCUUAUUCAACCUGAUCCAAAACAUUAUUUUAGUUUACGUAGACACAAUAGGGUACGUUCUCAAGCUGUACACGCUUGUCUAAGUCCAAUGCCAUAUCCCAAGGAGGUCACAUUACACCAAGAGAGUGAUGGCGUAAAAAUAAACAGUGUACAUGCUAAUAGUAUUGAAGACCCAGACUGGUUCAAUACAAGAGUAAAAUGUUUUCCAUUAUAUUCUCUACUUUUAGCUAUGAAUGUAACGAAUAUUGACUAUUUCAGCUUAGAGACAGGCGGCACUGAGCUUCAGGUGCUAGAAACUAUACCAUUUCAACGUGUUAAAAUUGAAAUUAUUGGAGUACAUUUGGUUGCGAGUGACUCAGAAAAAGAUACCAUAAAAAAAUUUUUAGCUACAAAAAAAUAUAGUUUUAUGGAGAGCUUCAACAGUUCUUACAUUUUCAUGAUGAAUCACAUCAAAAUAUAAAUAGAUUGAUAAGAAUAAGGCACAUAAAAGACUGAAAUGCACAAAUCAAUUUUAGGUUUUAAAUACGUCUGUAUGUCAUUCCAAAAUAGUAAUAUUUUACCAUUUAUUGAUAACACUACUGCAACUAAUAAUUUUAAGACGGUUUGAACCAAAAAAUAGUUAAAAAUGUAUAACUGGUAUUAGAUUGUAAUAGUUGAAUGCAUUUAUAUUUGUUAUUUUUGCAUAGAAUUUUUUAGCUCUCUGUAUUAUUUUUAUUGUAAAACGUGACAUAACUGCGGA